AUUCUGAGAAUAAAACACCAUUUAAAAAAAUAAAAACAAAUAUUUUUUAUUUCAGAAAACGCUGGUGGUAGUCCAUGGAGAGCAACAGCGCCGGAAACAACCACCCGCGGCUGCCGCCGGGGUUCAGGUUCCACCCCACCGACGAGGAGCUGGUGGUUCACUACCUCAAGAAAAGAGCCGCCUCCGCCCCUCUCCCCGUCGCCAUCAUAGCUGAGCUCGAUCUCUACAAAUAUGACCCCUGGGAACUUCCAAGUAAGGCAAGUUUCGGCGAGCAGGAAUGGUAUUUCUUCAGCCGGAGAGAGCGCAAGUACCCUAACGGAGAAAGGCCGAAUCGUGCCGCCACGUCGGGAUAUUGGAAAGCUACCGGCACCGAUAAACCGAUACUAACGGCCAACGGAGCCCAGACCGUCGGCGUGAAGAAAGCCCUCGUCUUUUACGGCGGAAAGCCACCAAAGGGCAUCAAAAGUAACUGGAUCAUGCAUGAAUACCGUCUCGUGGACGGCAAUUCCGCCGCCAAAAAAACCCCUGGAAUUGCUUUCAUCGGCAACAAAACCUCCUCUCGGCUUGAUGACUGGGUUCUAUGCCGGAUUUUCAAGAAAAGCAAUUCCGGUACUACUCGGCCGGUGGAAGAAUCCAUGCAAUCUUCUCCCAUAAACAACGGGUAUCACAAUUCCAUUCCUGCAGCGAUGCUAUCCGGGAAUGGAUUUGCGAUUCCCGGCAAUCCGUUGAGAUCGGAUAGUUUUCCGGAGGAUGUUUCACUGUCAUCCCAAUACUGGAACGGAAUGGUGAUUCAACCGGUCGCCGGAAAUAACGGAAAACCUUUUCCGACCAGUAAUAAUGAUGAAGAUGAUAACAUGAACCCUAGCAGCUGCAGCCAAAUUAGCGACGAAGAUCAACAUGGGAAUCUAUCUUUUAUUUCGUUGCUGAAUAAUUACCAACAAUUUUCACAAACUUUCCAACAGAAUUCAUCGCUUGUUCAUUCCCAAGGUGAAGGGAAUGGAAUCUUGGAUCAAUCAUGCCAGCUCCCCACUUCGUACUUCUAAUUAUUAUUAUUAUUAUUUUUAUUAUUAAUUAAUUAUAUAGCUAAAUUCGAUAUUCUAUUAAAUAAUUA
Molecule: messenger RNA, 1111 nt
Organism: Erythranthe guttata (spotted monkey flower)
Lineage: Eukaryota; Viridiplantae; Streptophyta; Magnoliopsida; Lamiales; Phrymaceae
Product: NAC transcription factor 56
Biological process (GO): system development; regulation of DNA-templated transcription
Molecular function (GO): DNA binding
Source: RefSeq, a predicted model, not a curated record